Botrytis cinerea B05.10 is the source of this 2689-nucleotide messenger RNA. RefSeq lists its product as hypothetical. The record is from RefSeq and is a predicted model, not a curated record. The transcript is spliced from 3 exons. Lineage: Eukaryota; Fungi; Ascomycota; Leotiomycetes; Helotiales; Sclerotiniaceae. Gene Ontology annotation, biological process: carbohydrate metabolic process. Bases 52 to 2544 code for a protein of 830 amino acids.
GAACUCUAUACUUAAAUCAUUUUCACCAAACGCAUCUCUUUCAUUUAAAUCAUGUUCGCAGCCACAGGUCUUGCACCGGCCGUCAUCCUUCUAGGAAGCGGAUGGCUUGUUGCUGCGAUCGAUUCUCCAUCUACUUGUCAAGCCCAAGUUGCAGCAGCUACACUCACUCCGGGACAGCUUGGCGUAAGUAACAACACGCCCACAAGAGGAGUAGGAAGUUUUUGUGAGGACACAAUUACGAUUAAAUCUGAUGGCGAAACCCCAGGCGUCGUUAUUAUCGACCAUGGCGUAAAUGUUGGAGGCCUCCCAACCUUUCAAGUUGUUUCACAUUCUGGCGAUACAUCUAUCUUUGAGAUAACCUACAGCGAGACUCGAACAUUGCUGGAUAACUACAUGGGCGAUGGUCCUUUGACGCUGGCUGCAUCACUUGACACAUAUAGAGUAAAUCGGUACAAUAUCACCAACGACACCACGUUUACCAACCGCUUAAUCCAGGGAGGUGAACGCUACCAGAAGCUUAAUCUUUCCACGGCUGGCGAACUUUUUCUCAAAAAUGUUGGCAUUAUCUCAAUGACAUCUACCACCCCGAUAGAUCGGUUACCUGGGUCUUUCAAAUGUUCAGACGACCGAUUGAAUCAAAUAUGGCAGACAGGGGCGCGAACUGUGCAAUUAAUGGAGAUUCCAGCACAAACUAUACCUGACUUUUAUCUGGUCUCAGAUCAGGGUCUUUUUGCCGAAAAUCAAUCCCCACAGCCCUAUUACAGUGAUACUUCACCGUCACUGAUGGAGUAUCAGCUCGAUUUCUCAGUCAUGCCAACAAAGGGCGGGUUUGGCUACACAGUACUCAGCGAUACGCUGGGCUCUGGUAUCUACAUAUUCGUCAAUUUAGCAAAUUCUUCUAUCUCGGCGCACGUCGGAAGCACUGAAAGAGACUCGCCCGCUUUAGCUUCAGCUACUCUGAAUCCAAACUUCGCCUUUGAUGAGUGGCACAAAGUCUCAACAUUCGUCAAUAUGACGCAGAUCGAGGUUAGCAUUGAUGAUCAGCCAUUAAUGAACUUUACACAGACUUCUGCAUUUGCUGGGUCUUUCGGACUUGGGGCAUCGCUGGGACAAGCAGCAUAUUUCCAAAAUGUGACGUUACAGAGUCUUCAAGGACAUCCCAUAUACUCUGCUAGUCUCACACAAUCGUCUGUACUGAAAGACUUUCUUUCGGGGACAAAUCCGGAUUCUAUAAGUGUCGAAGGCGCACGCCGGGACCGUAUCUCGUACGCUGGAGAUUUAGAUAUUGCUGUUGGGCCAAUGUUUGCAUCAACCAAUGGUAUUGAAUUUAUCAACGGAACUUUGAAUCUAUUAGCUGCCUCUCAACUACUCCCUGGCUUCUUUGUUCCGAACGCGAAGAUACAGCAAUCUCCUCGCACUUCCAUAAUUCAAUCGAACCAGACAGGCCUUAUUGGUUACUCAUUCAACCUGCUCACCGCCAUGGCUGAAUUUCAUCUUAUGACUGGCGAUGAGGAUUUUGCAAAGCGUUGGGCGCCAAUAAUAGUCAGAAUGCUGGAUUGGUCAAAUACGCAACUGGAUUCAUCGGGCUUAUUCAAUGUAUCUACAAUUUUUGGCGGAGAUUGGAACUAUUACGACCCUUCGCAAUCUGGUGCAGUAGCGAAAUUUAAUGCUGUAUAUGCAUUUGCUCUGCAGCAAACUCUACCCUUGCUCAAUGCCGCAAAUGUUACCACAAAAACUUAUGCGGAUCAACUUGUGGCAUUGAAAUCGGCAAUCAAUGAAAACUUGUGGAAUUCCACUCUGAAAGCUUACCAACUUUCUGAUUCCGUUCAAGAUACGUUUGCGCAGGAUGCAAAUGCCUUUGCUGUCUUAGCAAAUGUACCUCAGGGCAACAUCACUUCUUCCACGAUCCUAUCGACCAUGUCAAAGGAACUGUUUUUACCUGCAGGUUCCUUAGCAUUUUCCAAUGCCAGUGCUGCACAUGGCUUCCAGCAACUCAUCAGUCCUUAUUCCUCAGGAUAUCAUUUGCGCGCUGCAUUUGCUGCCAAAGAUGAGGACAGCGUCAAACAUCUCCUUUUCACACUUUGGGGAUCUAUGGCCGACACAUCCAAUGCAAACUACACUGGUUGCUUCUGGGAGACUCUGACUGCAACUGGUGAACCUGGUCUGGGAGCAGCUACGUCUCUAUGCCAUGCUUGGUCUUCCGCUCCAACGGGUGAACUGAGCAGAAAUGUCCUUGGAAUUCAGGCUGUUACGCCUGGAUUUGCGCAGUGGGAGGUUUCGCCACAAACUCUCGGGCUGAGUUGGGCCAACGGUACACACCCCACACCACAUGGAGAUUUAGCAGUAUCUUGGACGGUUAGUGCAGAGGGGAAAUUCCGUUUGAAUGUCACCAGUCCCAGCGGAACGAACGGAACUGUAAAUAUUCCUGUGCUUUCAGGCGGUCGAAACGUGAACGCAACAUGGCUGCUGAAUGGGGAGGUGGUGCAUGGUUCGAGAUUUUCUGUUAAUGGCGGCGAGGUAUUCAAGUUGAUUCAAACUUGUUAGUCGAAAGUAGCGAUUUUGUUCAGUCACCAUUGUGACGGAACAGCCGGCCCAGCUGAUUUCAUAUCACAUUACUAUCACUAAACCUCAUUGUAUAAUUUACAUCCUGUAAAAUAAUAACCUUGCCGUAGCUUGGAAGCUCUCUUCA